GAAGCAAAGAAUAGUUUUGCUCUAGGCAAGGCCCUUAACAAUCGAAUGGCCGUAUACAAACAGAAGAAGAUGUCCCUCAAGCCCGAUGAUAAAUGCUCGAUUUGCAAGGUUGUCAAGACUGAUCCAGUGUCCGCCCACUGCGGCCACUCGUUCUGCUGGGUGUGCAUCAACGAGUACUUGCUGGCCACUCGUUGCAACAAAAAGCGCAGCUGUCCAGUGUGUGCCGUCGACAUGGAGGCUCAUGUGGCCGGUUACGGAGAAAAACUGAAGACGGAUGAUCGUAUGCUUCGCAAUUAUACCAUGGGGGAUGACAUCAAUGGCGACUGUUUCAUUUGCGUGCGUCCCAAGAAGGAUCCGGUGGCCACACAUUGCGGACACUCGUUUUGCUUGGAGUGCCUCAAGGAUUACUUGUUCUUCAACAAACACACCAAGAUACGUCGCUGCCCCAAGUGCCACGUCAGUAUUGAAUCUGAUUUUGUCGUUAAGAAAUGAUGGCUCAUAGAUAAAUAAAUGUGAAUGCUGGGCCAAGUGCCAUGGAA
Molecule: messenger RNA, 539 nt
Organism: Drosophila pseudoobscura
Lineage: Eukaryota; Metazoa; Arthropoda; Insecta; Diptera; Drosophilidae
Product: tripartite motif-containing protein 5-like
Exons: 2
Coding region: 46-492 (148 amino acids)
Molecular function (GO): metal ion binding
Source: RefSeq, a predicted model, not a curated record